AAGUAAUGCGAUAGUAAUGCCUCCAUAUAUGGCAUGGCGCUUGCGUAAGGACGAUGACGUGAAGGAGUCACAAGACUGCGCGAGCGGCUCUCAACGUCUUCAAAGGCACCACUAGCACCAUGUCCGGCACCGCUGCCGCGGGGAGAGACACGCAGCAGCGCUACUGGGACCGAAAGGACGGGGCUUUCCUCUGAUUCGGUUCACGGACCCGGGCGCCUUUUUCCCGCGGAAACCCCUGCACUCGUCGGCGGCCUCUCGACUCCAGCCAGCCGCCGUCGAAGCGAGCCAACAUUAGUGAGCUAACAUCGAAGCUAAGCUAGCGCCAGCGCUAGCUCGGGGGUGGGGGCUUCGUGGGGGAUGUUGUCCGUGCUGUCUUACGGUAGACUGGUUGCCAGAGCUGUCAUCGGCGGACUCUCUCAGACAGACGGCCGCGACUACAGCCUGGUGACGGCGAGCUGCGGCUUCGGCAAGGAUUUCCGCAAAGGCAUCCUGAAGAAAGGAAUGUGCUAUGGGGACGACGCGUGCUUCAUCGCCAGGCACAGGUCUGCCGAUGUUUUGGGCGUGGCAGACGGUGUAGGAGGCUGGCGGGACUACGGCGUAGACCCGUCUCAAUUUUCCGGCACCCUCAUGAAGACGUGCGAGCGCCUGGUGAAGGAGGGGCGCUUCGUUCCCAGCAACCCUGUCGGAGUCUUGACCACCAGCUAUUACGAGCUGCUUCAGAACAAAGUGUCGCUGCUGGGCAGUAGCACAGCCUGCAUUGUGGUGUUGGACCGCCAGCGUCACCGGCUGCACACAGCCAACCUGGGGGACUCGGGCUUCCUGGUGGUUCGCGGGGGGGAGGUGGUUCACCGUUCCGACGAGCAGCAGCACUACUUCAACACGCCCUUCCAACUAUCUAUUGCUCCCCCUGAGGCCGAGGGGGCCGUCCUCAGUGACAGCCCAGACGCCGCAGACAGCUCUUCCUUUGACGUCCAGCUAGGUGACAUUAUCCUCACCGCCACCGACGGUCUCUUUGACAACAUGCCUGAUUACAUGAUCCUGCAGGAGCUGAAGAAACUCAAGAGCGCCAACUAUGAGAGCAUACAGCAGACUGCCCGUAGUAUUGCAGAGCAGGCCCACGACCUGGCCUAUGACCCCAACUACAUGUCACCCUUUGCACAGUUUGCCUGUGACAACGGACUCAAUGUUCGAGGAGGGAAGCCAGAUGACAUCACAGUGCUUUUGUCCAUAGUUGCAGAAUACACAGACUAACGUCAAGAUUAGCCUGCGACUGGGUGGAGGACUGCUUUGACUCCCGCUGGACGGGAUGAAGGACUGAGGAUUAUGUCAGAUGUUUUUUUUUUUUCUUCCCCCCUUCCCGGCAUGCCACAACUGUACUUUACCCCAAACUUCGGCUGACCAGGUGGAUUUAAAAACAGCAGGAAGCCCCGGGGUAAUCCUUGUACCAGGAAGCAGUCGCACGAUGAAGCGUCUUUGAGUGUUUGGGCAGACGUAGACGACUUGUCCCCUUAGACAAAUUGUUGUAGGACUCUUGUAAAGUUUCACGCAGCCUCGUGUUGGGCUGCUAGAAUGGAAGGAUACACUUCAUUCAUACAUUCUAGAAAAGAGCUUGCACGGGAUGUAGUGCUCGUAGGGCUGGAUAAGUGAGUAAGUUAGGCCAGGUUUUGAGUUUUUUAACCGUGGCUAUUAGCAGACUUUGUAUAUAGAUGCACAUGUUUUAUAAUAUGUCGUUCUGGUAAAUGUUUGCAAAAAAAAAAAAAAAAAAUUCUGGUCAGGUUAAAAACAAUCUGGUUUCGUGAAGAAGCCCUUGCCUUUUGCAUAGGUAAUAUUUAAUACCACAAGGCUCUGACAUGUAAAGUUAUAUUCCAUUGAA
Syngnathoides biaculeatus (alligator pipefish) is the source of this 1873-nucleotide messenger RNA. It is a transcript of the gene pptc7a, whose product is annotated as protein phosphatase targeting COQ7 a. Lineage: Eukaryota; Metazoa; Chordata; Actinopteri; Syngnathiformes; Syngnathidae. The record is from RefSeq and is a predicted model, not a curated record. The coding region runs from base 358 to 1251 and encodes 297 amino acids. The transcript is spliced from 6 exons.